Closterium sp. NIES-65 is the source of this 2094-nucleotide messenger RNA. Lineage: Eukaryota; Viridiplantae; Streptophyta; Zygnematophyceae; Desmidiales; Closteriaceae. The record is from the annotation of a GenBank genome assembly.
AUGCUUGCCCUCGGCGGGCCUCCCCGCCUUUCCCCCUCCGCAUCGCCCGCGUCGGGCAAAGCCUUGUUGUCUGCCUCGAUGCUUCACGCGCCCACCGCCCUCGCCGCUGCUUCGGCCCCGCAUUCCCUUCUCACCUCGCGCCCGCGCCUCCUCUCCGCUUCCCUGUCCCUUUCGCGCUCCUCUCCCGACCCAUCCGCCCGGCCCGCCCAUGCUUUUUCAUCUCUCUCAGCUUUCUCCUUCCUCCCCGCGGCCCUCUCUCUCCCCCGCCCGGCGCUUCUUUCCUCCCCCACGUCCGCUCUCUCCGCCAACCAAUCGGUCCGCGCGUCGAGCACCGCCCCCGAUGCCCCCUCGUCGCCCGAGCUCCUCUCGCCCCUCGAGCGACUGCGCGCGCGACAGCUACUCGAGUCGCUGCGGUCGCCCAACGACGCGUCUGCGACGUCGUCGAAACCCGCGCGGAAGCCGUCUUCUCAGGGCAAGGCGGUGGAUGCGGAGGCGCGGGGAGGGGCGGAAGGCGCGGCGGGACCCGAGGCGGGGUUUCAGGAGCUGGGGCUGAGCGCGGAGCUGAUCGGCGCAGUGCGCGAGUUGGGGCUGGGCGCGCCGACGGAGAUCCAGCGCCUCGCCAUUCCCGGCGCGCUGAGCGGGCGCGACGUGGUGGUGGCGUCGCACACGGGGUCGGGAAAAACCCUCGCGUACCUGCUGCCUGUCGUGCAGAUGAUGCGAGCGGACGAGGCGGAGAGCGGGCGCAGCGAUCGGUUGAAGCGGCCGCGCGCCAUCGUGCUGUGCCCCACUCGCGAGCUCGCCGAGCAGGUGCUGCGCGUGGCCAAGUCGCUGUGCCACCACGCGCGGUUCCGUGCAGCCAUGCUGUCAGGGGGGGCGAGCAUGGCGGGGCAGCAGCAGCAGCUGCAGGCGUGGCCCGUGGACCUGCUCAUCGCCACGCCCGGCCGCCUGCUGCAACACAUGGCCGCCUCCUCGCUCUCCCUCUCCCUCGUUAAAUACCUCGUGUUGGACGAGGCGGACACCAUGUUUGACGCGGGCUUCGGGGCGGACAUCAGGCGGCUGCUCAGGCCACUCAGGAAGAGGGGCGAGGUAGCGCCAGGGGGGCCAGCGCAGAGGACCUUUCAGACCGUGCUCGUCACCGCCACCAUCACCAAGGCGGUGCAGCGGCUGCUGAACGAGGAGUUCCCGGGCAUCACCCAUCUGCACACGGCGUCGCUGCACCGCCGCCUGCCCUCCGCCACGCACCGCUUUGUGCCCGUCUCCGGCGCUGACAGCCGCCCCAACGCCCUGCUGCAGCUGGUGCAGCCGCUGGUGGCGGGGGGGCAGCGGUGCAUGGUGUUCUGCAACACGGUGCAGUCUUGCCGUGCUGUGGACCACUUCCUGUCCGAGGCCAACAUCCUCACCACCAACUACCACGGCCAAGUGCCGCCCGAACACAGGGCGGGCAACCUAGAGGCGUUCAGGAGCGGGGCGAUGGGCGGGGAGGACGACGACCUGGGCAUCGCACCCAUGCUGCCCGACCGCUUCCAUGACAGUGACUCCGACAGCGAGUGGGAUGACGACUACGAGGCAGCGGCAGCAGCAGCGCCGCGCAGCAAGCAGCGGGCGGUGCAGCCGGUGCUGGUGUGCACUGACCUGGCGGCACGAGGGCUAGACCUGGUGGUGGACCAUGUCAUCAACUUCGACUUCCCCAUCACUCCCGUGGACUAUCUGCACCGUGCAGGCCGCACCGCCCGCAUGGGGGCCAAGGGGCGUGUGACGACUCUGGUGUCGAAGCGCGACCAGCAGAUGGCAAUGCUGGUGGAGCGAGCGGUGGAGCGCGGUGAGCCGCUGGAGGGCAUCGUGCGCGGCAGGGGAGGAGGGGGGGAAGGGGACAGGGGGGAUGGGGGGGGCAGAGGGCCGCGUGGGGCCGGGGGCAUGGGCAGAGGCAUGGGGAGAGGGGGGCGAGGGGGGAGAGGAGGGAGGGACGGAAGACGGGGGGAGGUGCGGGAAGAGAGGGCAGGGGGUUGGGGAGGGUGGGGGGGAGGCAGGACAGGGAUGCAGGGGGGCCGGGGGAGGGGAGGGGUUGGGAGGAGUGGGGGGUCACGGGGGCGAUGA